Paraglomus brasilianum is the source of this 278-nucleotide messenger RNA. The record is from the annotation of a GenBank genome assembly. Lineage: Eukaryota; Fungi; Glomeromycota; Glomeromycetes; Paraglomerales; Paraglomeraceae.
AAGUAGAAUGCCAGUCAAAACUCGACGCCACUGAAGCAAUUGGGGCGGGAGCUGAUAUAGUAAUGUUGGACAAUAUGAAAGGAAACGUGUUAUCGGAGGCAGCAACAAAUUUGAAAAAGAAUUGGAGCGGCACCAGAAAAUUUCUCAGUGGGAAAAUCACCGAACACAAUAUUACGGAAUAUUUUCUCCGGGUUUACGUUGACAUUUUGAGCAUGGGAAGUCUAUUCCAAGGCGUGCCUCACGUUGAUUUUUCGCUGAAGAUAAAGAAGGCAAUAUAA